Messenger RNA from Hordeum vulgare subsp. vulgare (domesticated barley), 1977 nucleotides. RefSeq lists its product as uncharacterized. The transcript has 7 exons. Lineage: Eukaryota; Viridiplantae; Streptophyta; Magnoliopsida; Poales; Poaceae. The record is from RefSeq and is a predicted model, not a curated record. Bases 72 to 1727 code for a protein of 551 amino acids.
GGAAAGCUUGUUUCUUUUCCCCUCGCCCAUCUCCCUUUCCCUUUGCCUCCCCAAACCCCCAGCAAACCUCCAUGCCGCCUAGACGACGCCAUGGGCCUUUCACGAUUCUUCUUCCCGAUGGUCAAUACCUCGAUGCCUACACUGACGACGAUGGGAGACUUGUCACCGGCGGAUCGGAGGGCCGGCCUGUCGGAGAAAUCUUCGCCGACAUCCGGCGCCGUCGGGAGGCCGCUCAGGACGCCGCCCGUCGCCGCCACCAUCCGCAGCGGCGUCCACAACACCGUCCACCAUCAGAUGCGGCCUCCACUACCCAACCACCUCCAACCUGCAACCCCUCCCCCUCCCCUCCCCUCUACUCCACUCCACCAUCAGAUGCAGCCCACCCCUCUGCAACCCCUUCUCCUCCCGUCCACGGUCAGCUGCAGCCUCCACAACCCGAACCCAUCCCCUACACUCCUGGCACGCCUCGUCCCACGCUCACCGACGUCGACGUGGACGCGACAUGUCUACGCAUAGCAGAUGCAUUUGAGGAAUUCGCCUACUCCGACGGGGAUGGACAACUCUUCACGGACGUCGAUGAGAUAUCUCAACGCGUAGCAGAUGUACGCAUGGAAGUCACCUGCUCCAACAUCCAGACGAGGCCCUACGAUCGGCCGCAACCUCCACAGUGUGAGUACCCUUAUUAUGAUGUGCCCGAGCCGUUGGAAAAACCACUGCUAGAGCCAAAGAACGCAAACGCUUCCUCUUCCUCCACGCAGCCAGUUGCGAUAACUCAUGACAUCUCGCCAGUGUCAAGGCAACUGUCUCCGCCUAUUUUCGCGCGCAAUCCUUCUGGUUGGCAUUUACAAUUUUUCAUCAGAAUAGAUGUUGGGGGUUAUUUCCACACGUAUCCUAGUCUGGGCGGGCCAUUCCAGAGCUUGCAGGAAGCUGAGAAUGCUAUCGCUAGCCAUCUUGAUGAGCUGCGCUCUCCUAUGAUGUGCACAGAUGGGCUUUCGGAUGCUGAGAUUGGUAUAUUACACGACCUUUACUGGCCUGAUGGCACAAGGCAGAAAUCUUCUAAAGGCAAUGCGAAUCAUAGGAAUAUCAGCUUAUUGGUUCAAGCGUUACUGGACAAAUACAAUGAAGAUCAUCAUCUUUUGGGGGAUCUUGCAUAUGAACUUGAUGAUGUUCUUAUCUUCAGAAAAUUUUUUGAGGGAGAGAAAGUGAUUAUGUUCUAUCAUAUCAAUCUGGCUACAAAAACCAAAGGAGAAGAUGGUUUGCACAGUGGCAUCAACAAUCUAUUUUUUGCUGAAGUCGGACAAAUUGAAGGAGAAAAUAAAGAAUAUGUAUAUGUACUCAAUUCUUUAUGCAUGGUUAAACCUACUGACAAUGGCCAAUGCUAUGGUUGCUUGAGUUAUGGCAAUGUUGAUUUGAAGCACCCUGUUGAUACUGAUAAAUACAAAGGUGGCCACACUGCCCCGCGCUCACCAUGUUGCGGUUUUGAUCUACGGUGUGAUGUUAUUACUGGCCUAGAUGUACCUGCAUACAUCGAGGAUGAGGAGGCUAGGCUGGCAGAGGAGGAGGCUAUGCUAAGAUAUAUAUACAAGUGCCCUGCUCCGGCAAAAUCGGAUAGUGCAAGAGUGCCUGCUGGUUUGGCGAAGAGAGAGGAUGCUGGUUUGACCAAGGGAGAGUAUGGCCAGGGAAGCACGAAAUACAUUGUACCUGCUAGGCGUCGUCCGCUGGUUUGAGUACCCCCUCAGUUUUCAGUAUCUUGGAGAAGGACUAAACUUGUCGUGCACCAUCAUUUGGGACGUCGUUGCUGCAACGGCAGAAUGUAUGGAUCUGCCAUUUGCUUGGGACUUGGUUGUAGCUGGUCGGAAGUUUGCUGCUUUGGGACCAUAAUGGUGUAAUGUUUCAUAUUUGAGUUCAAUGGAAGGUCGGCAAUGGAGCUGCCUUUUGUUUUUCAAAUCCUGCUAGUAUUUAUGACUUGGUCUUUCA